GGUGCCAGGUGGACUGGAAGGGGCGGAGGUAACCAGAAGCGGCCAGUGGUGGCGGCCCGCGCUCCCCCACCCCCUCCACGCAGCGCUCGCGACACGCGUGCCGGGAGAGGGCGCGAGCGGCGGGUCCAGCUGCAUUCUGAGCCCGGGCACUGUUGCCAUCUGCUCUGCGAAACGCAUAGGAGUCCCCGCCGCGCUCAGUUCGAAGUCGGCCACCAUGGAGGCGCAGGCACAAGGUUUGUUGGAGACUGAACCGCUGCACGGAAGAGAUGAAGAUGCAGUAGCCAGUGCUGACUUCUCCAGCACGCUCUCUGAGGAGGAAAAGGAAGAGUUAAAGGCAGAAUUAGUUCAGCUAGAAGACGAAAUUACAACAUUACGACAAGUUUUAUCAGCAAAAGAAAGGCAUCUGGUUGAGAUCAAGCAAAAACUUGGCAUGAACCUGAUGAAUGAAUUAAAACAGAACUUCAGUAAAAGCUGGCAUGACAUGCAGACUACUACUGCGUACAAAAAAACACAUGAAACCCUGAGUCAUGCAGGGCAGAAGGCAACUGCGGCUUUCAGCAAUGUGGGGACGGCCAUCAGCAAGAAGUUUGGAGACAUGAGGAAUUCUCCUACUUUCAAAUCAUUUGAGGAGAGGGUUGAGACAACUGUCACAAGCCUUAAGACGAAAGUAGGCGGGACGAACCCCAGCGGAGGCAGUUUUGAGGAGGUCCUGAGCUCCACGGCGCAUGCCAGCGCCCAGAGCUCGGCGGGAGGCCCCCGGCGGGCCGAGGAGGAGGAGCUGCAGUGCUAGGUCCAGCCAGCCUGUCGCAGCGCCCACGAGCCGGCCACUGCCCAGCCCAUCGCCGCCCGCGCAUAUCCAGAUAUGAAGACCAAAAUCCAACUGGGAAAACCGAGGCCUUGACGUGGUUAUUCAAAUGGCCUCUCCAGAAAGUUUAAUGAAAUGAUUUCCAUUUGUAUUUGUGUUGAUGAUGGACCAGUUGACCAUCACACUUCCAUAUUCAUAAAUUGUCAUCUUUUAAAAUGUCCCAACUUGAGCAGGUAUGCAGUUGGUCACAACUCUUGUCUGUGUAUUUCAACGUCUAUUUUCCAAACGUGUAGCUAUUAUUCGCUUUGAUUUUUGCUUGGCCUCCUUUACCAUGUGCAUGUCCCUGAAGACUGAGUCCCUCAGUUCAUUCAGAUCAACAGGAUGGAGCUCUUCAUGACUGUCUCCAGCAAUAAUAGGAUGACUUACUGCAGCUGUCAUCAAACUACUUGUGAUCUCCCUCAUCUACAUCAAUAAUGGAUGGUUAUUUAAGCAAUUAAAAUGAUUGAUUUUAAUGAUGA
Molecule: messenger RNA, 1323 nt
Organism: Galeopterus variegatus (Sunda flying lemur)
Lineage: Eukaryota; Metazoa; Chordata; Mammalia; Dermoptera; Cynocephalidae
Gene: TPD52L1
Product: tumor protein D52-like 1
Exons: 6
Coding region: 215-790 (191 amino acids)
Biological process (GO): positive regulation of MAP kinase activity; positive regulation of apoptotic signaling pathway
Cellular component (GO): cytoplasm
Source: RefSeq, a predicted model, not a curated record